GUUGCUGCACGCAUCAUGGUUCAGACGUUAUAUCAGUGCACGUCAAGGCGUCGACCGUCCGUGAUCGUCAGCAUCGGCGGCGCCUGCUUCGGGUACACAUACCUGGAGGCCUCCUUCGUAGACGGUCCCCUGCGCGGCGGGCUCUUGAAGUCGUACGUGUAUACUAAAUGUUAGGCUAUGGGAAU
Molecule: messenger RNA, 185 nt
Organism: Schizophyllum commune H4-8
Lineage: Eukaryota; Fungi; Basidiomycota; Agaricomycetes; Agaricales; Schizophyllaceae
Exons: 1
Coding region: 16-174 (52 amino acids)
Source: RefSeq, a predicted model, not a curated record